Ipomoea triloba (trilobed morning glory) is the source of this 3447-nucleotide messenger RNA. Its product is annotated as probable receptor-like protein kinase At1g30570. Bases 654 to 3167 code for a protein of 837 amino acids. The transcript has a single exon. The record is from RefSeq and is a predicted model, not a curated record. Lineage: Eukaryota; Viridiplantae; Streptophyta; Magnoliopsida; Solanales; Convolvulaceae. Gene Ontology annotation, molecular function: ATP binding; transmembrane receptor protein tyrosine kinase activity. Gene Ontology annotation, biological process: protein autophosphorylation. Gene Ontology annotation, cellular component: plasmodesma; plasma membrane.
AGAAGCAAUGGCUGUUCUAAAUUUCUAAUGCAGUUGCAACAAAUGUACACCUAAACCCAUAAAGAAAGUGAGUUUUUUUUUUCCCAGUCUGUUUGAAAUUUGAAGCAGCCAAAACCCUCCACUCUCACUUUCUCAUAUUCUUUCUUUUGGGAAAAGACUUGUUUUACAGAACCAGCCUUUUUCCAGGUAGAUUUCUCUUGGAGAGAUUCUCAGCCUCAUUGUCUCUGAGUCACUUGCUUUUCUUGCCAUCUUUGUGAUAUUUCCCUAUAUAUACAUGUAUUUUAUUGUUUCAGUCUUUCAGAUCUGAUUACUGUUUGCUCAUUUGCUCAAGAAAGGCCAUUUUUUGAAGUACCAUUCUUGGUGGGUUUUGUUAAUAUUGUAUGUUUGUAUGCUUUAAGGUAAUUUUCAUGCCCUUUCCUUCAAUUUGAGAUCUCUUCAAGCUAUUGAUUGACAUUUGGCAAUACAUAUUCAUUUCUAUUGGGUAUACUGAGAGAGAGAGAGAGGAGGAAAAGAUUUUAGGGUUUUCAGUUUGGGAUUUUCUUGAGUUACUGAUUUUGAAGCUGCACUUGAAAUCUUUUGAUUGGUGAAGGAAAUAAGAAAGGGGGUAAGAGGGGAGAGGGGAGUCAUAGCUAGGCUCUUAGUUCUGGUUAGAAAUGGAAGUCCAGGGCUUGGGGCUCUUGGGCCUAGUUAUUUUGUUGAUGAUUCUUGGUUUUGCCAAGAAUGGGGAAGCUCAGGGAAAACCAUAUUUGAUAAAUUGUGGCACAAAUUCCAGUUUAAUUGUUGAUGGUAACAAAUGGCUGGGUGAUUUAGCCCCUGGAAACAAUGUAACUCUCAGUUCUCCUGGUAUUGAGGCCUCCACUGCCUCGAUCAAUGGCGAUCUGGAUUACGCCGAGCUCUACAGAACUGCCAGAUUCUUUUCUGAGAGCCUGAACUACACGGUCCAAGGAGUUGCGGGGAAUGUUUUCCUUAGACUCCAUUUCUGCCCCUUUGCGUUCGAGAACUACAAUGUGAACGAGUCUUACUUUUCUGUUGAGGCGAACGGGUUGAAAUUAGUCUCCAAGUUCAAUGUUCCCGGUGAAAUUCUGCAGAAGAAUUCGUACAUUUCAGGGAGCAAUUCUAGCUUUGUGUCGUUAGUAAAGGAGUAUUUCGUUGCUGUUGAAACGAAUGUCGUUGUCGUUGACUUCAUCCCGGAGAAAGGGUCCUUUGGCUUUGUCAAUGCCAUCGAGAUCAUCCCUGUCGUUGAUAAGUUUUUCGUUGACUCUGUUAGCAAAGUGGGCGGGAACGGUGCCAAAGUUUCUUUGAGUUUGAGCAAGCGAGGGGUCGAGACUAUGUACCGAUUGAACGUCGGUGGUUCGACGAUCAAGCCUCGUCAAGAUUCAGAGUUUAGGAGGAUGUGGGAAGACGAUUCGAGCUAUAUGAUCAACCCGGAUGCUGGAUCAGAAGCCAGAAACAAAUCGAAUGUUACUUAUGCCUCCCCAAAUGACACGUCCAUAGCUCCCCUUCUUGUCUAUGAAAUCGCAAGAACUCUGACCAACACGGAAGUCAUGGAGAACCGGUUCAAUAUGUCGUGGAAAUUGGAAGUGGAUCCCGAUUUCGAUUAUUUGAUCCGUUUACAUUACUGCGAGCUAGAAUAUGGUAAACCGAGUCAGCGUUUCUUCAAAGUCUACAUAAACAAUAAAACGGCAGCAGACAAUGUUGAUAUUUUCGUACGAGCAGGAGGAAUGAACAAGGCGUACCAUGAGGAUUACUUCGAUGUGAUGCCCUCGAAAAGCAAGAGCCUUUGGGUACAAUUGGGUCCCGACACAUCAACUGGUUCCCCUGGUACAGAUCCUAUAUUGAAUGGGUUGGAGAUAUUUAAGCUGAGUCGCAAUAACAAUCUUGCUUAUAUACAGGACUAUGGGGAUCUUGAAGGCAAACGAAAGUCCAAAACCAUGAUCCUUUGGUUAGGAAUUGGAGCGGGGAUUGCAUCCAUUUUGGUUCUCACGGGUCUAGCUAUGUUGGUUAUUUGUCUGUGUAAAAAGCAGAGAAGCGAAGAAGGAGAUACCAAGAAGAGUUCUCCGGGAUGGCGUCCUUUAUUCCUUCAUGGAUCUAUAGUGGGUAGCAAUGCUAAUGUGAAGGGAUCAACCGGAAACCAAAACCCUAACUGGUCUCUUGGUACCAUAAGAACGGGAAGGCGGUUCACGCUAGCAGAUAUCAAAGCAGCAACAAACAACUUCGACGAGAGUUUGGUGAUCGGAGUGGGUGGAUUUGGUAAGGUAUACCGAGGAGAUAUUGAUGAUGGUAUCUUAGCAGCAAUUAAGCGAUCCAACCCACAAUCUCAGCAAGGUCUAACAGAAUUCGAGACCGAGAUUGAACUGCUUUCAAAGCUAAGGCAUCGGCACUUGGUAUCCUUGAUAGGGUUCUGUGAUGACCAGAACGAAAUGAUAUUGGUGUACGAGUAUAUGGCCAACGGGACUCUCAGGAGUCAUCUGUUUGGGAGUGACCUACCGCCGCUAAGUUGGAAACAAAGACUCGAGAUUUGCAUCGGUGCUGCUCGGGGGCUGCAUUAUCUCCACACGGGAUCAGAGCGUGGCAUCAUUCACAGGGAUAUAAAGACAACCAACAUACUAUUAGAUGAGAACUUCGUAGCGAAAAUGGCAGAUUUUGGGUUGUCCAAAAGAGGUCCUUCUUUGGAGCAUACACAUGUGAGCACGGCAGUGAAAGGAAGCUUCGGGUACCUUGAUCCCGAGUACUUCAGGCGGCAGCAACUGACAGAAAAAUCCGAUGUUUACUCAUUCGGUGUCGUGUUAUUUGAAGUCGCUUGUGCAAGAGCUGUGAUCAAUCCAAGCUUGCCCAAAGAUCAGAUUAAUCUCGCAGAAUGGGCAAUGCGGUGGCAAAGGCAAAGAUCACUAGAAACUAUUAUCGACCCACAACUCAAGGGGAAAUAUUCUCCGGAGUCAUUGGUGAUGUUUGGUGAGAUUGCUGAGAAAUGCCUUGCCGACGAGGGGAAGGCCAGACCAACAAUGGGAGAAGUUCUAUGGCACUUGGAGUAUGUCCUACAAAAUCACGAGGCUUGGCUGCAAUCUAACGAUGGGGGAGACUCGGUCAUCGAUGUUCGUGAUCCAGAGACCUUAGAAGAGAAAGAACCUGAGAACAGCAAGGAUAGUUGUUUGGAAGAAAACAAUUAGGAUGGUUUUUGGAGCCAACGAAUCAGCAAGCUUGACAUCGGAAAGGUUGAGAGGGUAUGUUUGUUUUAGUGAAAGCAUCUUCGCACUGCUUAAAUUAUUCCUAGUUUAGUUAUUGUGCUCAGCUCUUCAAUUCUUUCAUUCUUUUAUGUACUUUAUGGUUUUGGGAGGAAUGAUUGUUAGAUUGGUUUUAUUUGAUUGUCUUGUAGCUUAAAAAUCUCUGAAAUGUCAUUGUGUUAAGUAUUUUGUGGCUUGCUAUACUUGUAGUGCAUUUGAACAUCCA